AUGACUACAACAGGUUCAUUGGACCCUUCUUUCAGAACAUGUAAAAAGCAGAACAUGUCAGCUCUAUCAUCAUCAGAAGAUGAGUAUACAUCAGCUACAUCAACAAUAAGUCAAACAGUUUGGUUGAGAAGAAUUAUGGAUGAUGUCAAACAGGAACAGUUUAAGGCAGCAACAAUUUUGCGUGACAACAAGGAACCUACAACAAUGACGAAGAAUCCUUCAUAUCAUAGAAUAACAAAGCAUACAUCAAUCGAUGUACACUUCAUAAUAGACAUGGUUGUUGAAGGUUCAGUUACUUUGGAAUAUUGUAGCAGAAACAAGCAUAGUGAAUAUGUUCUGGCAAGGGCAUUGUCGAAGAACAAGUUUGAUUAUUUCAGAAGCAAACUUGGAGUGUGCAAGUUUGAAUCAAGGAAGAGUGUUGACAUGUGA
This is a messenger RNA of Microthlaspi erraticum, 429 nucleotides long. The record is from the annotation of a GenBank genome assembly. NCBI's taxonomy places the organism in Eukaryota, Viridiplantae, Streptophyta, Magnoliopsida, Brassicales, Brassicaceae.